Molecule: messenger RNA, 7343 nt
Organism: Pogoniulus pusillus (Red-fronted tinkerbird)
Lineage: Eukaryota; Metazoa; Chordata; Aves; Piciformes; Lybiidae
Gene: ZC3H7B
Product: zinc finger CCCH-type containing 7B
Exons: 23
Coding region: 458-3577 (1039 amino acids)
Biological process (GO): miRNA processing
Molecular function (GO): protein binding; miRNA binding; metal ion binding
Source: RefSeq, a predicted model, not a curated record
UGUUGGCUAAGAUAAUCGCGAAGGAGAAAAACGUUGCAUUAAAAUAAGAACGAAGCCUCGACCAAUUAAGCGCUUUCGGUUUAAGCUUCAUUCACCUUAAAGAUUCUCAAAACCAACCACAAGGGAAAGAUCUGUGAGUUUUUGUAAUGGAAAGCGGUAGCCUCUAGGGCCCAGAGGAUAUGCAGGGAGGCAUUUUCUCUCGCUGGUGCAGCUGAGAGCCAGCGAGCGAGCGAGCGAGACCUGGAAAUGAAAGUAAAGAGAUCAGGAGGCACAUGGAGGGAGCUGCAGGCGCAGCCGAUCCAGAAGCAGAAUGCUGCCUUCUAUAAUUAAAUAGCACUUACUAUUAUUAUUACUUCUAGUAAUAAUACAUUAAUAAUAUCUCUAGUAAUACAAUACCAUUUAUCAAGGAAAGUUUAUACAUAGUGCGUGUGGGGAAAACUCAAGGAGAGCAAUUAUAAUGGAGAGACAGAAGAGAAAGCAAGAAAUAGAGAAAGGACUUCAGUUCAUUCAGUCCACAUUACCCCUAAGCCAAGAAGAUUAUGAGGUAAUGAAGAAUACGUUUUCUGAAGCAGGGAGUCCUUUGGCCUUUUUGCAGAAGCUGGUGCGAAACCUGUUUGCAGAGGGCAAUGAUUUGUUUCGAGAGAAGGAUUUCAAGCUUUCUUUGGUGCAGUAUGUAGAAGGGCUGAACGUGGCAGAUUAUGCAGCCUCUGAUGAGGUGACCAUCCCAAAGGAGCUCCUGUGCAAGCUGCAUGUCAACAGAGCUGCCUGCUACUUUGCCAUGGGGCUGUAUGAGAAAGCUCUGGAAGACAGCGAGAAGGCUUUGAGUCUCGACAAGGAGAACAUCCGAGCGCUCUUUCGGAAAGCUCGCUCCUUAAAUGAGCUGGGAAGACACAAAGAAGCAUACGAGUGCAAUAGUCGAUGCUUGCUGUCCCUCCCACAUGAUGAAAGCGUCACACAGCUGGGACAGGAGCUUGCCCAGAAGCUGGGACUGAGGGUUCGGAAAGCUUACAAACGACCUCAGCAGGAAUUGGAAACAUUCUCACUCCUCAGUAACGGCACAUCAGGCAAUUUGUCAAACCAGACCACUUCCAAUGGAUUGAGUUCAAUAGAUGACAUCGAAACAGACUGUGCUAUGGACCUGCAGUGCCUCCCAGCUCCUGUGGCCACCUCCAUGCCUGUGAGCGAGGGCCUGGCCCCUUUGCCCUCCGACUCAGAUGCAAAGGGCUUGCCUACCUCACUCCCUGCUGCCGGCCUCCUUGCCUCUCCAGACUGCGGAUCCCUGCCAGCGCCUGACAGCGUGGAGGACUUUACAGAUGGGGACAUCAUUGGGGAAGAGCUGGACUCCCUCCUGGACUCCCUUGCUGAAGGGUCACCAUACCCCCUAUCUCUGGUCCAGGGCACCAUUCCUACCAACCUGCCAACAGAGAUGCCCCAGCUGAUCCCAGUGUUUCCGGGGGGAACUCCGCUGCUGCCCCCAGUCGUGAGAGCCAGCAUCCCUGUCUCCACCCCGCUGCCACCUGCCUCUUUUGGCCUGGUGAUGGAUCCUACCAAGCAGCUCUCCUCCUCCUCUGUCCUGGAUGCCUUCGAGGCUCCGCCGGGAGGAAGUGGUGGCUCCACCUUGGAUUCUCUGGAUUCCUUGGAUCUGCUCCCCUACGCAGACUCGCGCCUGGAUGCGCUGGACUCCUUUGGGACGAGCAGAGGGUCACUGGAUGCCUUGGAUUCCUUUGCCAUUGAAGAAACUAGCCCUCAGGAACUGCGCCACCCACCUGGCAGCCAAAAACCGUCCCCCGUGGUGAGUGAGCCGCUCCCCCGUGCUGAUGUCCCAAGGUGCACUGGAACCAAGGUAGUCAGCCUUGGUGGAGUGAGUCACCCAACUGUGCCCAAGGGCACCGAGCACCUGCCAGAACCAGUAAUGCCCAACACAGCCCUGCUGGUGAAGAACCCUCUGGCAUCUACUCAUGUCUUCAAACAAGCCUGUCAUAUCUGCUACCCCAAAACAGGGCCCAAGGCUGGCGAUUAUACUUACCGGGAAGGCUUGGAGCACAAGUGCAAGAGAGACAUCCUGCUGGGCAGGCUGAAGAGCUCAGAAGACAAGACCUGGAAGAGGAUCCGUCCUCGCCCAACCAAAACCAACUUUGUAGGAUCCUAUUACCUGUGCAAAGAUAUGCUUAACAAGCAGGACUGUAAGUACGGGGAUAACUGCACCUUCGCGUACCACCAGGAGGAGAUCGACGUGUGGACAGAGGAGAGGAAGGGGACCCUCAACCGCGACCUCCUCUUUGACCCACUAGGUGGUAUCAAGCAGAGCAACCUCACCAUUGCCAAGCUCCUCAAGGAACAUCAGGGCAUCUUCACCUUCCUCUGUGAGAUUUGCUUUGACAGCAAACCCCGGAUUAUCAGCAAAGGGACCAAGGACACGCCAUCUGUCUGCUCCAACCUUUCUGCCAAACACAGUUUCCAUGACAACAAGUGUCUGGUCCACAUCGUGCGUUCCACCUCCCUCAAGUACUCCAAGAUCCGCCAGUUCCAGGAGCACUUCCAGUUCGACGUGUGCCGGCACGAGGUGCGCUACGGCUGCCUGCGGGAGGACAGCUGCCACUUUGCUCACAGCUUCAUCGAGCUCAAGGUCUGGCUGCUGCAGCAGUAUUCAGGAAUGACCCAUGAAGAUAUUGUGCAGGAAUCAAAGAAGUAUUGGCAGCAGAUGGAGGCACAUGCCAGCAAACCAGCCAACAGCAUGGCUUCUCCCCGGGCUCCCACGUCAAGCACCUUUGACCUCCAGAUGAAAUUUGUAUGUGGCCAGUGCUGGAGGAACGGGCAGCUGGUGGAGCCAGACAAAGACCUCAAGUACUGUAGUGCCAAAGCCCGCCACUGUUGGACAAAGGAGCGUCGCGUCCUGCUGGUGAUGUCCAAGGCGAAGAAGAAGUGGGUGUCUGUCCGACCGCUGCCUUCCAUCCGCAACUUCCCGCAGCAAUACGACCUGUGUAUCCAUGCACAGAAUGGCAGGAAAUGCCAGUACGUGGGCAACUGCUCCUUCGCCCACAGCCCUGAGGAGAGAGACAUGUGGACCUUCAUGAAGGAAAACAAAAUUCUAGAUAUGCAGCAGACCUAUGACAUGUGGCUGAAGAAACACAAUCCUGGGAAGCCUGGAGAGGGGACACCACUCACCUCACGAGAAGGGGAGAAACAGAUCCAGAUGCCCACCGACUAUGCUGACAUCAUGAUGGGCUACCACUGCUGGCUCUGCGGCAAGAACAGCAACAGCAAGAAGCAGUGGCAGCAGCACAUCCAGUCGGAGAAGCACAAGGAGAAGGUCUUCACCUCAGACAGUGACUCCAGCUGCUGGAGCUACCGCUUCCCCAUGGGGGAAUUCCGGCUCUGUGAAAGGUUCCAGAAGAACAAGACCUGUCCCGAAGGAGAGGAGUGUCGCUAUGCCCACGGCCAGGACGAGCUGACAGAGUGGCUGGACAGGAGAGAGGUGCUGAAGCAGAAGCUGGCCAAGGCCCGCAAGGACAUGCUGCUCUGCCCCAGGGAUGAUGACUUCGGGAAAUACAACUUCCUAUUGCGGGACGGGGUAUAGUGAGGGCUGCAGGGGGCAGCCUGCCGGCUGGAGAAACACAGGGCAGGGUUUCCAAGAGUGGCAGUAGCAGGGAGAGCAAGACCUAUGUCUUGCUUAAGAGAACCUUUUAUUUUCUUUUCCUGUUAAGAUUAUGAGAUGAUGAUUUAUUAGUGAUGAAUGAAAUUGUGAAUUUGAUUCUCCUUGGCCAGCGAACACCAUGCUCACUAACUCUGUGAUCUGUCUUCUCUCUCUUUUCCCCCAAAUUCUCCUUCCUCUCCAUAUUUCUGAUUUUGCUGCCCUUCACUCAAAGGAAUGAAUCCAGUCUGUACUGGCCUGUGAUUCAGGGAAUUUCUCUGUGUGUCACUCUCUGGCCUUUCAGAGUGUGGCCAAAGCAGAGAGAGAGGACCAGACAUCAGGUGAAAAGGUGCCCAUAAGGUUCCUGUGCUCCUUUUCUCAGGGCUGCAUUGCAAGCUCUGCUUAUGCUGCUGCUGCUGGCCUGUUCUCCUGAGAGCUCAGCACCAGAGGGUUUAGGAAUUGAGGUGCAAAAGAAGGAAAACCACUAGAUCUGGCUUAAAACAUCUAAGCUUAAGCUCUUGCUGUCUGAGUUGCCCUGAGGUGUCAGCUCGUGCUGAGGAGGAUAUCAGCUGUCUGGUGCAAAGUGUGUAGCUGUAACUAGUGAAGUAAUAAAACUGCUUGCAGCAGCAGGAGCUGGGUUGUAGGUGACAUCAGAGUGUCUCAGCUGCCUGUAUCCAAAAAGCAAAUUGGGAACCCUACAUUAGAUGUCUUUCUUGGUGUGCAGCAGGUACUCAGAGUGGGUAGUUUUGCUUUGGUUUUUUGGCCAGUGUGAGUGGUACAGGUACACACAUCUAGAAGGUGUAGUGGAGGCUGUGGCACACCCUGUGGCACUGUAGUGCACGGAACAGUAUCAGGCAGGAGAACAGCUGUAACCAAAAGGAGCCUGUGCUUUUAUGUUGCCUUGUGUCCUGACGUGAGAGAAGGAGGUAAUAGUAUUCCCUUCUUGCUCUGUAAGUGGCAUGUGGUACUGCUUAUUUACAGCUGCUUUUCAACCUGCACUGCCAGAAGAACUGGGUGGGGACCCGUCGAGCAGCAUGGGCGAUGCUUUGCUGAUGGGAAUCCAGCUGGAAGGGAAGGGUUACCAGUACCAGAGGUCCAGUGCAGCCAGGAUGUGACACAGAGCAUGGAUCACAGUGGAGGCUGUCACAGUGGAUCACAUCUGUGUGCCUGCUCCUGUCCCACCUGAUGUGCAGCACAGUGGAGAAAGUGGUGAUGCUGAGCUCUAUGCCAGGAUUUUUGGCUGUUCUAGUGGCAGCACUGAGAGGCAGUGCUGCUCUGCGUGCCAGCCUUGUCCCUUCUGGCAGCCUCAUCUUGUAAGCAGUGAACGUGUGAGCUUCCCCUUCCUCCUCUCCUCUGCAGUCCAGCUGCACUUUGCAGGUUUGCAUGCAUGGAGGGCACCAUCCACUCAAACACAAACACACAUCUCUCAGCCCUCUCGGGGAGUGCCUUUUUCUUAGAGUCUCCCAGGACAGCCACCUUUGGGGCUGGCACUGCUGUAUCCACAGAAAAUGCAAUCUGGCCAUGAACUGCUUGGUACUUUGGCAUUGCUGGGUCCCUCUGUUCCCUCCCUUCUCCCAUAUCCUUAGGGUUCCCAUUUUUAAGAGAGAUGGGAUGUGGUAAUAGAGAAGAUGGGGAAAUGCAGGAGAUGCUGUGAGGGCAGCUGGAACUGGUCUAAGGCAGCCUCCAGGGAGGUGCAUCAGCUCCACUGGGGUCACUGGCACAGGAGCAGAGUGUGCUGCACGCUGGUCUUGGCCCGCUGCAAGGAUAUUGUGUGCUCCAAGCUGACUUUGCUCUGAGCUUGUUUGUUGUCCUUUAACAUGUGGAUAGUGGUCAGCAGUUUGGUAAGAGCUUCCUUCUUGGUUGUAGGGCACCUUGAGAUCUGACCUGGAAGGGACCAGGACUGUAGCAUCUGAUGAUACACAGGUGGCUUACUGGGAGAAGAGAGGAGAGAAGCAGUUAUUUCUGUCUCUGCCUACAUGUGGGGAGGAGCAUGAGAUGAGGAAGGACCCAUAGUGCUGUAGGGAAAGAGAGUGACCAACACAGUAUUGGCCAAGGCAGUUUUUGAGUGGUCAGGUGCUGUAUUUUCUCCUCUGCCCUUUGCUGUACCUUCUCCUUCUGGCCCUUGUUAUAAACAGAGAUAGGAGAGGACCUAGGCUAUCUUGUUUUGCUCUUGCUGAGCAGAGAUGCCAAGGAAACAGACGUGGCUGUGGGAACGUUGGAAUGUGUCAGACCCGCAUCUCUAGCGUGACUCUAGCAUUCGCUGCGCUGUGAUUCUCAUACCAUAACUCCUUUAGCUUCCAGGGUGGGUAACUGUCCCCUCUUCCUGUCCCUGCCACGGCAGCUGAGCUGCUGGGGGGUGGGGUUGGGGGUUCAGAUUGGGGCUGAGGCAGGGAGAGGGCGAAUGUGUACAAGCCGAGGGAAGUCCGCGGUCACAGGGCUUGCAUCAAGUAUCUUUUUGUUUUCCCUGCUAUGAUAACCUGGUCUGUGGUGUUGCAGUACUUUGUCACCAGACUCGUUUUAGUGUGUAUAUAUGUGACCCCUGCCAUGAAGCAUAUAUACACAGGUAUUAAAUAUAUCGCUCUAUAUAAUAUUAUAUGUGUGUGGUAUCGAAGGAAUCUUUUAAUGAGGGUAAAAGGAAAAGGACUCAGGCCAGGAAACGCAGCAUCUCCGGGUUAAAUAUAGAGGCUUCUCUUUGGAUUAGGGCAAGGGCAAUAAGAAAGGAGAGGUUUAUAGAGGUAGGUAUGAAUUUUGAGAUGGGACAGGUUCCCCUGUUGAUGUUUUUGAAAGCCCCUGUCCUUGCAGUCCCAUCUCAAUGAGAGAUUAUUAUACUGCUAAGGAGUUUUAAUGCUUUUAUUAUUCAGAGGGAUGUUGUGGAAGGCAGUUAGCUCCACGCUCAGCUUUACCAGGCUCACUGUAUCAAGCCAAAAGGGUUUCCUUCAGCAGGUUCUGUAACUCCCAGGGGAACUGUUUGUGGCUUUACAGCAGAUAAACCACAAGCUGUAAGGCUGCUGUAGUGGCCCACUCACAAGACCCUGUGCUAAAUCUCUCUCUUUUCUUCAUUCUUGUGAAGGAAAAAGAAACCUCUGCAGCACAGAGCCAAAUCUGAGGGCUUUUAACAAAAGAAGCAAUGUUUUAAUUUUAUAACCUCAGAGGAAAAAUCUCCUGUCCUGUACAAUUACCACAGACACACAAAUCACUCUGAGGGGAGACCUGGACUUAGAUCAAAUUGUGAAGUGCUGACAAGACUUAGUGAAAAUCUUAUCCCAACUCCUUUGGUAGGGGCAGGGAUUUAGGUGCUGCUGGUGUUGGAGUUGACCUGAGCUUUACUGGGAAAAACAAAACAAAACAAAAAAAACCCAACCAAAAAAUACCCUACUUAGCUUUUAUGAAACUGUAUGUCAAAAAUGGAUGAGUUUUAGCAAGUGAAAGGAAAAGACAGCAAGGGGAUGCUGCAGUUCUGAGCUGGGUAGUAAUGAUUUUGAGUCCUUUAAUAUGUCUUUGUAUUAAUAUAAUUUAAGAAUACCACGCUUUACUAUUAAAAAAAGAAAAAGAACUUAGUAUCUUUCAUAAGGUCUAGUAUCAGGAUAAUAAUGUAGAUGUUUUAACAACAGUUUUGGUUUUGUUCUUAAAAUAAAUAAAAACCAACAACAACCAACCAGACUUGCUUCUUUUAGCCUUUGUAAUAGAAAAUAAAAGCGCGCACUUUCAAGCC